AUGUUUACGAACGAUGUGUCGUCGUUCGUUGUUGCCGCUGCGAAAUUCAUUGAUAUGUGUUGUGAUAAAUAUGAUAUGAUGCGCCGGAACGGAAAUCUUCGUACGAGACCAAUCGACAAUCUGAAUACUUCAACUAUCAUGUUGUCAUUCUUUAGUGCUGAGGAAUUGUUCUAUUCUUCUCAGACAGGAAUGUUUUUCUUUCUCAUAUGUUUUGAUCGUGAAUCAUAA
Angiostrongylus costaricensis is the source of this 228-nucleotide messenger RNA. NCBI's taxonomy places the organism in Eukaryota, Metazoa, Nematoda, Chromadorea, Rhabditida, Metastrongylidae. The record is from the annotation of a GenBank genome assembly.